Bubalus bubalis (water buffalo) is the source of this 4708-nucleotide messenger RNA. It is a transcript of the gene FGF12, whose product is annotated as fibroblast growth factor 12. Gene Ontology annotation, biological process: positive regulation of cell population proliferation; cell differentiation; positive regulation of gene expression. Gene Ontology annotation, cellular component: cytoplasm. The record is from RefSeq and is a predicted model, not a curated record. Gene Ontology annotation, molecular function: fibroblast growth factor receptor binding; growth factor activity. The coding region runs from base 710 to 1441 and encodes 243 amino acids. The transcript has 5 exons. NCBI's taxonomy places the organism in Eukaryota, Metazoa, Chordata, Mammalia, Artiodactyla, Bovidae.
AACUCGGGCGGCGGGCCCCCGGAGAACCGCAGCCGGGGCGAUGCAUUCGGUAGACCUCACCCAGCCGGGACGGACCUCCUAAUCUCCAGAACUGCGGGCCGCAGGGAGUUAAAUUGCUGCCUUCCUCUCCUCUCUUGCGGUUGGUGGCUUGUUUUCUAAAGGAACGUUUUAUUCACUUUUUAGCAUUUUCUACCGGGGGCACGCUACCCGCCACGGUCCAGACUCUUGCUUUGUAAACGGGUUUUCUAUGUAUGUGUGUGUAGAUAUACUUUGGACACCUUGCAACGCUUGCGCCACUCCGACAGGGGCACGGCUUGUUGUUUUGGACAUCCUUCUUCCCUUUCCACUUGGUACUCCGAACGCAGUGUGACCAAAGUCCCCACUGCCCCCCUGGACGCGGAUCGCCUGGGGGUGCAAGUUUGGGAUGCAAGAGUCUAGUUAACUGGAAGGCCUGGGACCGCCCCGCCCCCGCCGCCAGAGGUUGGGGAAGUUUACAUCUGGAUUUUCACACAUUUUGUCGCCACUGCCCAGACUCUUGACUAACCUUGUGGGCGCCGGGUUUUUGGUACUGCAGCCUUCUCAAAUAUUAGCACUGCCUCCUCGCGCCUGCCCUGUCCCUCCAGGCCGCCGAGGUCCUGCCCUCGCCCCGGCGGAGCGUGAUCCCGAGGGCGCAGUGGAGCCCGGGGCCUGGGGCCCGCGCUGAGCAGCUAUGGCUGCAGCGAUAGCCAGCUCCUUGAUCCGGCAGAAGCGACAGGCGAGGGAGUCCAACAGCGACCGGGUGUCGGCCUCCAAGCGCCGUUCCAGCCCCAGCAAAGACGGGCGCUCCCUGUGCGAGAGGCACGUCCUCGGGGUAUUCAGCAAAGUGCGCUUCUGCAGCGGCCGCAAGAGGCCAGUGAGGAGGAGACCAGAACCCCAGCUGAAAGGAAUUGUGACAAGGUUAUUCAGCCAGCAGGGAUAUUUCCUGCAGAUGCACCCAGAUGGUACCAUCGAUGGGACCAAGGACGAAAACAGCGACUACACCCUCUUCAAUCUAAUCCCUGUGGGCCUGCGUGUGGUGGCCAUCCAAGGGGUGAAGGCCAGCCUCUAUGUGGCCAUGAAUGGUGAAGGCUAUCUCUACAGCUCAGAUGUUUUCACUCCAGAAUGCAAAUUUAAGGAAUCUGUGUUUGAAAACUACUAUGUGAUCUAUUCUUCCACACUGUACCGUCAGCAAGAAUCAGGCCGAGCUUGGUUUUUGGGACUCAAUAAGGAAGGUCAGAUUAUGAAGGGGAACAGAGUGAAGAAAACCAAGCCCUCAUCACAUUUUGUACCAAAACCUAUUGAAGUGUGUAUGUACAGAGAGCCAUCACUACAUGAAAUUGGAGAAAAACAAGGGCGUUCAAGGAAAAGUUCUGGAACACCGACCAUGAAUGGAGGCAAAGUUGUGAAUCAAGAUUCAACAUAGCUGAGAACUCUUCCCUCCGUCCCUCUCUCAUCCCUUCCCUUUCUCCCCCUGCCCUUUACCCAUUUCCUUCCAAUAAAUCCACCCAAGGAGAGGAAAAUAAAAUGGCAACCCAGGACCUAGUGGCUAAGAUUCUGCACUCAAAAUCUUCCUUUGUGUAGGACAAGAAAAUUGAACCAAAGCUUGCCUGUUGCAAUGUGGUAGAAAAUGCACAUGCACAAAGAUUAGCACACCUAAAAGCAGAGGAAAAAAUAAUCAAGACUCCACAAGCAUUAAAAUAAACUGUGUUGUUAUUAAUAGAGGACUAAUUGUAAUGAAGACAUAAAUAUAAUAAAGAUGAAAUAAAGUUAUUACCUUAAAGAAAAGGGUUUUGGAGAAUUGAACUUACAAAUCGAUGUAAUAUCCUAAAUGGCUUAAACUCUGGAUAAUGCUGUGAUGUGUGUUUUGAAUUUGUAUUUUCUUUGGGCAUUUGGAAUUGACACAAAAUUGCAGUCUGUUUCCAGGAUUUUUUUUUACCAUAACAUUGAACAUGUAUGAAGUACAGAUUCUUCUAGUGCCUAUAAGGUAUAUGGCCAGGAAUCAUUUAACAUCAAGAAAAAUUUUAUUUUAAAAUUUUAUUCCUGAAAUCAAUAUUUAAGAUUGUUUUAUGCAAAGGAUUGUCAUAUGUUGAAUUUAGUGCUAUUACCUGAUUUCAUUCCUUCCUAACAAGAGUUUCUGAUUCUCCUAGAAGAUUAUCAUAUUUUUUUCAAAAGUAUUAAUUCAGGAGCUCAUUUUUUUUUCUUUAGUCACUUAGAAAAAAAUUUAGUAAGAUUGAAAUAACUUUUAGGAAAGUCUUUGUUGUUGCCAUGCCUUGGCAGUGAUAUGUAACUUAUGUGGUUUUACCAUUUGAUCUGAUUUUUUGUUUUUUUACUUUGUGGACACCUUUAAGAAUGUAGGUAAAUGUCUAGCUGUGUUAGAAGAGAGUUUUAUACCAUUUCUUGCAGCAGAAAAGAAAGAAAAGGUGUUUUACAUAAGGAAAUAAAUCCUAAGAAGUUGGUGCAAGCAAGCUGUAUCAAUAUUUGCCUUUGUACCUUACUAAGUUUUCUGUAUGUAGCAUUUUCCAAACUUCACCAAGGAAUUGGGAGGCAUGGCUGUGAAAUGCUUAACCUACUAUCUUAUGAAGCCAGUAAAUUGUUUGUUGCUAGAUAGCCUCAUUUAUAAAUCUAAUGGAAAAUAAGUCUGUCUCCUAGAACACAGAAGGAAAAUGUUAUACCCUGGAUUUUCAAGGGCCAUUGAGAAAUAAUACUGAAUUAACAGCCACGGUUCCAACAGAGGCUCCUGUUGUGGCUCACACAACAGGGUUGUGUGAGUGACUUAAAGUAAUUAAAAAAAAAGUGUAAGACUAGGCAAAUGUAUAUUUAGGAAUACUGAAAUGUUAGAGAAGAAAUGAAUACAAUUGCCUUGGGGAAAAAAUAGAUCUUCUUGGUCCUACAAAUCAGGAAUGGUAUAGAGACAUCCAAAUCAAAACAAAACAAAACAGAAUGUUAAAAAAUAUAUGCAGAUUUAUGGAUGUUAUCAAUGAGAAGACUUAGCAUGUUACUUCUCCUAUAGCUCUUCCGUCCAGCAUGUAUUGUUCCAAAUACUCCCUAAAAUAUACACUUUGCAGAAUCUCUAGGCCCUCACUUUAAUGACCUUGUCAUUGGUUGCUGUAUUCUUUCAAAGUCACUGUAAUUUCCCUCACUCCACACAAUCAUUAGUGGUCGAUGUCCUUCACCAAGUAUUCUAUUUCUCUUAUCAGGAGGUGAGCAGAAAAUGAAAUGAAGGAAUUCGUGUAAUCAGUUGCAAAGAAUAAAAGUUAUGCCUCUCGGCAAGGAUUUUGAACAGACGUCUGCAAGGGAUAUUUGUUUAAUCAAAAUAUUUGAAAAGUAAGAAAUAAAGACAUUUAAAUUAAAUAAAAGAAUGUUAUUCUUCUAGGAAAAGAAUGCCCUUGUAAAAAGAAAUACAACUCCAGUUCUAUUUCUCCUUGUCACUCUCGAUUCAACUUGAUUAUAAACACACCUGUCACUUCCAGGACCAAUCAAAUUAUAAGCACAAAGCCUUAUUUUUUUUUUUUUGAAAAAAUAAAAAGGAAGCUUCUACAAAAUGGCUCCCAGGCUCAUUUAGCAUAAAAUGACUUGCAAUUUUUGGUCAUCCACACAUCCACACAUAUACACACAUCACAAGCUCACAAGUGACACAGUUAACAGUUUCACAAAGUGUUCUCAAUUAUACUGAUGAUUUCACGAUAGACUAUAUCUUAUCUAGUUCAAUAUUAUGGAAAAUAUGAUAUAGAUAUGAAUGUCCAACAAAAUUCUUCCCUUUAUUUACAAUGGCUGUUUAUCAUUUCACGUCUAGAUGCACAUCUUCCCCCUUUCUGAAAGCACUGAAGAUAGUUCUAACUACCCAAUUUGUAUUUUGUGUUUCUCCAUAUCAUUUAAGCAAAUGUUCACCAUGGUGAAACAUUUGGAAAUUGGCUUUGUUAAGUUAUACUGAGUUUCAGAACAUAAAUUGUUGAAAAUCUCAAGUUCUUUAACAGAUUAACCUGACAAAAGCUAUGGUUUAGAGCACAGGGUGAACUUUUGCCUAACUGCUGCUUAUUUUUUUUAAGUAUAUAAAGCCUUUAAUAGAAGAAUUCAGUAUUCAUUAUCUAGGUUUUUUAAAUAUUACCAAAUAUAUACCUAUUAUUAUUCUGUUCCCUCCAAAAAUAUAAGCCAUUUUAAAUAGUUUGCUUUUCAGGUUUAUACAAAAUAAUUAUCUUGAUUUUCAUUGUCCAAUUUCUGGGUCUCAAUUCACCCAUUACUUAUUCUCCUAUAAUUAAACUUGUUUGUUUUUUUUUUUCUUAAAUGCAUUGGGAUAGUCUCAGGAAAAUUAUGACUUUCAAAAGUUUUGUAAUUGACUAUGUAAGUAUAAGGUAAAAUGUGCUUAUUCUGAGUCCUUAUUGUAUUGACAACAUGUUUCAAAAUCAGUGGGCUUAAGAAUGAAAAUGAAACUUUUGAGAAUCUCACAUAGUUUUCUGGCCAAUAUACCUUACUAAUGAUUAAGCUAGAAGUCUGAGCUAUAGAAACAAAAUGGUGCUGAAAUUCCCUUGGCUAACUCAGAGAUUUUGUGCUUCAGGAAACUGGAGGACAGCAAGUCAACUUAUCCUUGAUCAUGGUAAUAGUUUGAGUUUUGAAUUUUGCAUAUGAAUUUCAUAGCACAUUUUCAGUUAUUAUGGAUUAGCACAAUAAAAAGACAUUAAUUUGACACAAAUAA